UUAAAGAAAUACAUAAAUCCACAUAGUAUGUAUUAAACAAUUAAACUAGUUAAGAUUUAAAAUGCUUCUCUGAAAUCUCAUGCUCCCCAUCUGCAAAAAUAUAUUAUACUCUCACACCCCACCAAACUGACUAAAAAGCCUUAUCUUUUUCAAACCCCAUUAUACUUCAUUCAACUAUUAACAGUAUAUUUUAUUAGGCUUCUCCCUUUCUCAUAUCAUACAUGCUCAAGUACUCUUACCAAUAUUUGUUGCAUUAUAAACUUGAACCAUUUGUUCUUCCCAUCUAUAUAAGCAUACCUUUCAACAAACAAAACACUGUAUCAAUUUUGGCUCUCCAUGGCAGCUCAAGUUUUCAUGAUAUAGGAUUUAAGAGGUUGGUUGGCCAGUACCAGAUUGGGCACAAGUUGCUAUAAAGCUGAGGCUAAUUUGAUCAUUUUCCUUCUCUUAUUGGCAUAAAAAGACUCAAACAAGUGACUUGACUUGUUCUUGGGUAUUCCUCUUUAGAAGGCAGCUAAUCCUGGAAUUGUAAUUAUCAAUGGAUGGUUUGGGUUGGGAUGGCUUACAAGGCACAAACACACCAUCCUUGUGGAGUAAUCACCAUCAUGGUCUUGAAGAAAGCUUGGUUCUGUCCAACUCAAAUUCCAGCUUGUUCAAUCCAAUUCAGGUGCUCCAACACGCUCAAACAUCUCAUAAUUAUACAAAUUCUGAAAGAGUGAGUGACAUGAUUCAGCCACCAGCUGUCCUAUUGGAUUCAAUGAGAGCUGAGUCAAACAUGAACAACUUAUCCCACCAGCAAGAAGCUAUGAUGUUACGUGGAGAAACAAUGGUUGCAAAAUUAGGAGCUGGGACAAGUUUAACAUCUGAUCAAUUAUAUCCUUCUUCUUUGAUCAAUAGGCCUUACAGCAUGAACCCACCGAGAUGUGUCAUGGGGGGUUUUAGGUUGCCACUCCAAUCACAAGUCAUUAACGGCUUACAAAAGGGCCAGGCUCAAGCAACAACAUGCUCACUUGAGUCAUUGGAUUGCUUGCUCUCAGCUACCAAUAGCAAUACAGACACAUCGGCCGAAGAUGAUGGGAUUUCCAUGUUAUUCUCUGACUGCAGAAACUUAUGGAGCUUUGGUUCUGGCAGUGCAGCUUCAUCAGGUGAGUCCGAGAAUAAUGCCCCUAAUAAUGCAAGAAACAAUGACAUGCAACACUGCCCUGUAAAUGAGAUUGAUGAGACUGUGUCUCAAAAUUCCUCGGAUCUCUAUGUCAAUCAUGGAAAAAAAGUUCAAGAAUGCAAGCCUGUUUCUACAAAGAAAAGCAAUGAUCAAACUGAGCUCAAGGCAGCUGUUCCAAACUAUCAUUGUUUUGAUCUUCUUCAAAAUGAUCAUUCUGAUAAUUCAGAAGGUGGUUUUAAACUCAUCUCUGAGAAUCCACCAAAAUCCAAAAAACCCAGAUCAGAGAAGCAACCAAGCUCAUCCAACAUCAACUUUCAACAGUCAACUUCAUCAGUAUCAUCUUCCAUUGAAGAACCUGAUCCAGAGGCCAUUGCACAAAUGAAGGAAAUGAUUUAUAGGGCUGCAGCUUUUAGGCCAGUGAACUUGGGUUUGGAGGUGAUGGAAAAGCCAAAGAGGAAGAAUGUUAAAAUAUCCACAGAUCCACAAACUGUGGCUGCAAGGCAAAGGAGGGAGAGAAUCAGUGAGAGAAUUAGGGUUUUGCAGAGGCUGGUUCCUGGUGGAAGCAAGAUGGACACUGCGUCAAUGCUUGAUGAGGCUGCAAACUACCUCAAGUUUCUCAGGUCACAAGUCAAAACACUAGAAAUUCUUGGCCACAAACUUGACACAAUGAAUUAUUGUCCUCCUGCAGACUUUGCCUUUUCUUUUAACCCUUCUUUUCCCAUGCAAACCCAUCUACCACUCCAAAACCCUAACCAUAUCCACCAUUCACAGAGUUGAAAACAGUGACCAACC
This is a messenger RNA of Quercus lobata, 1951 nucleotides long. Its product is annotated as transcription factor bHLH87-like. The coding region runs from base 536 to 1936 and encodes 466 amino acids. The record is from RefSeq and is a predicted model, not a curated record. Lineage: Eukaryota; Viridiplantae; Streptophyta; Magnoliopsida; Fagales; Fagaceae. Gene Ontology annotation, biological process: regulation of DNA-templated transcription. The transcript has 3 exons. Gene Ontology annotation, molecular function: DNA-binding transcription factor activity; protein dimerization activity.